Molecule: messenger RNA, 1541 nt
Organism: Hydractinia symbiolongicarpus
Lineage: Eukaryota; Metazoa; Cnidaria; Hydrozoa; Anthoathecata; Hydractiniidae
Product: contactin-associated protein-like 2
Exons: 6
Coding region: 1-906 (301 amino acids)
Source: RefSeq, a predicted model, not a curated record
AUGAUUUUGCCCCCUCUUUCUCACCAAGUUAACAUAGUUUUUAGGGUAGUUAUAAAACUACAAUUUCUUGGCCACGCAACGAUUAAUUUGCGAAGUUUGGAGCGUUCUUCCUCUAAGAAAAAUGCGUUAUUUCGUCGAGUAUUCCGCGGAACACACAAUGCAAUUCAUUCAAUUACCAAAGAAGCGCCAAGUACUGUGAUUUGCUUCCAGUUGCAUAUUUAUUUGAUUCAUUUUUAUGCUGUUAUUUUGUCUUGUCGUCGAAGUAUAAGAAAUACAGAGGAUAUACCUUUGUUGUUUUUAGAAUUUCCAUACGAAAGUUGCAAGAAAGCACUACAGUCUGAAUUUGUUGACUCUGGUUGGUUUUACAUUAAACCUGUUGGUCAGGUUGGAAUCGUAGGAGUACACUGCAGAAAGGAGGAGACGGGAUACUAUGUCGACAUCCAUCAUGACAGAGAAACUUCAAUUUAUGUCAGCGGAUAUGAACCUUGUGGCAGUUAUUCCCAUCAGCUUAAAUACAAUGCUACUAGUUUGGAUGCAGUGAUAUCAUUGGUCGAUCAAUCAGUAAGUUGCACCCAAUAUGCAAAAAUGAGAUGUAACGCUGCUCAAAGCUAUCAUAAUGAAGAUCCCCCGUGUCACUAUUUAAAAGAUCGACAUGAUGUUAUUAUUAAUUAUUGGGCUGGUGGCGACACAAGCAGCUACUGUGCUUGUGGAAAAACAGGAAGUUGUUAUAGUGCAUUAAAAAAGUGCAACUGUGACAGCUCAAGUAGCACCACUACUCUAGAGGAUUAUGGAAAAUAUACCGAAAAGGAGAAAUUGCCAUUAACAGCUGUUCAUGGUGGCGAUACAGGUUAUUCGUAUGAAUGGUUGUAUCUGACGGUAAAGGAAGUUGUUUGCAAAGAAUUGUAAAAAGAAUUAUUUGAGUAACAUAUGUACAGUACCAGUUGAUACAAAUUACCAAAUAAAUACGUAAAGUACCAGCGGAUUGAAAUGGACCAGAAGCAAAUUUUUUAUAAGCCAAUCAAAUUCAAAAAAUGAAUUAUUUUUUGUUUAUCCAAACGGAAAAAUUCAGCUUUCUGUAAGAACUUAUAAUAUAAAAACCUAUUAAUAACUUUAAAUUAGCACUCUCCUAUACAUAUUACAUAAAAGCUGUUAAAGGUCGUAGUCACUAGCACAAAAUUUCGCAACUUUGUACCGGCUAACACUGAACAAAGCACUUAUUUUCAAGUUUCAAGAUUUUUUUUGUAAUGAAAAGUUAGUAAGAAAAGCUAGACAGUAUUAUCGUAUACAAAAAUAGUUAGAAAAGUGUCUUUCGUCUUUAAAGUCAAAAACGUUUGGCUAAGGUAUUUUAGUUAAUUAUCACCGUUAACAUGAAGCAAACAAGUCGUUAUAAUUUUUUUUUUGUUUCCUUUGUUUUUUAAGCCUUUUUAAUAAAAGUAGCUUUUCUCGAGAAUAAAAAGCACCGCUAUUAAUAACAGCACCUGUAAAUAAAGCUUUGUAAAUGUGAAUUUUUAACUAAGUUGAAUUAUGCAUUAAUACAUGAU